Molecule: messenger RNA, 3379 nt
Organism: Salarias fasciatus (jewelled blenny)
Lineage: Eukaryota; Metazoa; Chordata; Actinopteri; Blenniiformes; Blenniidae
Product: WAS/WASL-interacting protein family member 2-like
Exons: 8
Coding region: 490-1842 (450 amino acids)
Biological process (GO): actin filament-based movement
Cellular component (GO): actin filament
Molecular function (GO): actin binding
Source: RefSeq, a predicted model, not a curated record
GUGCGUCUGCGGGUUUCCGGGUUUCCGAGCAGGAGCGAUAAAAGCAGCGGGGAGGAUGGCUCUGCUGGCCGGCCGGGACUGCGGAUAAACUUUUCCCUACUGACCGCAAACUGUUGAAAGUGGCCGCAGAACGCGCCCGGCGCCUUGUUGGACGCGCUGCGGCAUCUGAGAGGAGUCCUGCGGUGUGCGCUGACACUGACAGCCGGAAAGUAAACAGCUCCCGUGCUAACCGCGGCUAACUGCGGCUAGCGGCGCUAACGCUAGCCGGCUAACCUGCGCCCGUCCGCGGCGGCGCUCAGCCACAUCAGCGCCGAUCAUCCGCUCCGCCGGAGGACCGCCACGAACACACUCUCCAUUCAUGUUGUGUUUGAGGACGAGGCCGGCGAACCAGCGCGUGUCUGCGGCAGAGAGUCGGAGUGUGUGGACCCAGCGAGGCCAGUGAGGCCACCAGCCCCCCCCCCCACAGAGAGGUGCCAACACAGGGACAGGAUGCCCAUUCCUCCCCCUCCCCCUCCCCCCCCAGGACCCCCACCUCCCCCCACCUUCAGUCAGGCCAACACGACUCCUCCCAAGCUGAGCUCGUCGGAGGCCAAAGGCAGAGGAGCGCUGCUGUCCGACAUCUGCAAAGGCGCCAGGCUGAAGAAGGUCGGGGUCGUCAAUGACCGCAGCGCCCCCGUUCUCGAGAAGUCUGGAGGAGGAGGAGGAGGAGGAGGAGGAGGUGGUAACUUUGGAGGUGGAGGUCCAAUGGGGAUGGGCGGCCUUUUCCAGGGAGGUGUGCCAAAGCUCCGCCCAGUUGGAGAUGGAUCAGCGGGCGGCUCGGUGGGCCGGUCGGCCCUGCGGCCCCCCGGGUCCCGGUCGGCGGCCCCCCGCCCCCCGGUGGGCCGCUCCCCGUCCCCCACCCCGGCCAGCAAGCCCUCGCCGCCCGAGCACCAGCGCUCCCACCGGCCCUCGCUGCCCGACAUCUCCCGCCCCCCUCCCUCCGGCGGCGGCGGCUCCUCUGGCGGCGGCGGCAUGAAGCACAGCACCUCGGCGCCGCCGCCCCCUCCGCCCUUCAACCGGGGCGGGCGGAGCAACGCCCCCCCGGCCCCCCCAUCUCAGGGCAGGGAGAAGCCCUUCCUGCCCAUGCCGGGCCGGAACCCCGCCCCCCCCGCCGGCGCCAAGCCGCCGGCGCCGUCUUCCAGCAGGCCCCCGACCGGAGGCUCCGCCGCCCCCCCUCCGCCGCCGCCGCCCUACAGGCCGCACUCGGGGGGGGUCUCCAACGGGCCGUCCCACGUGGAUGGAGCGCCGGAGCUGCCGCAGCGCCACAACUCCCUGCACAAGAAGCAGAACUCCGCCGGCCCAGGGCGCAGCCACGCCCCCCCGCCCCCGCCCUCCCCGUCCCCCUCCGCCCAGCAGGGCAGCCGGCCGCCACCGCCCGCCAGGGAGCCGCCCGGACGCCGAGCAGCUCCUCAGGCGCCUUCUCUGGGCUCUCGCAACGGGGGCCGCGACGCCCCCCCUCCCCCGCCCCCGUACCGUGGCCACAGCUCCGCCGGGUCCGAGCCCCUGAGCCGGGCGGGCAAGCCGCCCCCCCCUCUGUCCUCCGCCUCCCUCUCCUCCUCCUCCUCCUCCUCCCGAACCCCGGCCGGACCUCCUCCUCCGCCCCCGCCCAUCCGCAACGGCCACACCUCCAGCUCCUCCUCCAGGUCCAUCAUCAUGGAUGAUUUUGAAUCGAAGUUUAACUUCCACCCGGUGGAGGAUCUCCCCCCCCCAGAGGAGUACCGGCCGUUCAGCAAGGUCUACCCCAGCAGGAACAACAAGGCCACGGUGAGAGGAGCUCCUCCGGCGCCGCCCGUCGGCAGGUGAGCGGCUCUCGGCUCAGGACAUGAACUCUGUGGCUGGACUGGACAGGCGGCGAAGAAGCACUCGAAUCACAAAUACACUCUCUCACACACACUUUCUCACACACACACACACACACACACACACACACACACACACUCUCUCUCUCUCUAACACUAAACCAGCAGCCAGAAGCACCGUGGUGAACUUUCCCACACUGCUCGGCGGUCACCUUCCGUCUUCCGCACGACAGACGAAGGACAAACCCGCUGAGAGGCGAGAGGAAGACUCCCGACAGAGCGCACUACUUAUCAGGACCAAGCCCCGCCCCCGCCACGCCCCCACCACGCCUCUGCAUUCCAGCUUCUGUUUUCAGGACCGUCUUUUCUUUUGCUUCUUUUUGAUACUCGUGGUGUCAUCAUUCCUUUGUGAGGGGAACCUGGAAGCCCCGCCCCCCCGUAGCGGGCGCCGUCGCCCACCUGGGGCUCGCCGGCGGCCGUUCCCUUCGUGAGCUUGGUUUUUGUCUUCAGCAGCCAUUCCAGCAGUGCCAGGCGAGGAUGCAGCUCCACUCGUCUCUGUCAGUGUGCCAAACGGGGGCGGAGUCACAUGACGCCUCACUCUCCUCCACUUUUACUCCUCUCAGAGGACGGGAGGUGUGUCCUGCUCCCUGGCCCCGCCCCCAGCCACGCCCCUCUGUGGUACGGAGGUGUUGUUUCCGUCAGCUGAUGUUGAGCUAAACCGAGACACUGUGCAGAAUGUUGGGGUGUGUAUGUGUGUGUGUGUGUGUGAGUGAAGAGGACCCGCUAUGCUCCGUUCGGUCUCACAUGUGGAACCGGUCCGGUUCCUCCAGGACUCCCUCACUCCAGCAUCCGGGCGUCUUAAAGGGGCGGAGUCACAAACCCUCCGAGCUGCUGCAGCGGAAUCGAACACGGCGCCCCGAACCUGAGCAUAGCGGGUCCUCCUCACCUCGUCCGCACGCCGUCCUGCUUGUGGCGGACUGCUUCACACAGCCAGCGCCGGGCCGGGCCGGGCCGCAGAGCCAGAGCUUUUAAAACGUGGUUUUCCUCUUAAAGCUCAGUAAUUGUCGGAUUUCUCUCCUCUACGUUUCGCUGCUCGGGGCGUUUAUAGAAACACAAGAAGCCAGUGUGACCAGAGAGUGGAGGGAGUUGAGUUUCUAUGCAAGAAGCAGUUUGUCAGGUAGCCGGUCGCAGCGAACCAAAAGGAGAAGAGAAGGACCACAUAAGUGCCAGAGAAGUGUGGAGGAGGAGAGACGGAGGCUCUUUACUUUAAUCUUUUUGAUAAAACGUUAAGCUUCUCUUUAAAACACUAAUGUUAUCAUGUUCUGCUUUAAGGCCAUGCAGGGAAAAUAAGAAAAUAAAUCAAUAAAAAUAAAACUAGGAGUGAAGAAGCUGAUUGAGGGAUUGUGGAUUCUCGGUGCUGCAGCGCCCCCUGCUGGCCUCUGCCUUACUGAAAUCGGUACCUGUGCAUCGAUGCUUGUGUUUAUCAGGGGACGGUGACGACAGCCAAGUUUAAAGGAGUCUAUUUGAAAAUGCAAUAAAUA